AUGAAUCGAUUGAAAGUUUCUGUUUCGCGGAUUUGGAAAGUUUACAAUGAAAUAUUUCAAGUUAUCAUUAUCACCUCAACAUUGCUCGUGAUUGCAAAUCUCAUGCGCUGGAUGGAGACUCGAUAUUGGUCUUUGAGAAAAGCAGGGCACGAGAUUGAUGUAAAAGAGAAAUUUUAUAUUCAAGCUAUUUAUCGAAUUGGUGACAUCACAGCGGGGGUUCUUCUCGUAAGUAUCCCAAUCAAUUUUCUCGCAAUUGUGUGCUCAUCGACAAAUAAUAAGCUGACAAUGCCAAUUCGCUUAUUCACCUCAAUCGAACAUUUCGUCAAACUACUUUGGGGUCUCAUUUACUCAUUUAACUACUUUGCCAACCCACUAACUGGAUACAUUACAUUGUCCUUUGUGAGCGAUUUCUUUCACGCUAUUUUUCGUUUUCUUCAAGACUAUUCACUAACAAUGGGAGAUUUGGCUCAAUACUAUCAAUUGGGGAUUUCAGUGAGUCGUUUCUUUGCUUGUUGCUUUGAUGGUCUCUAUUUUCGUAAAACCCUCAAAUUACCGUUCUUUCAACUUUUUAUCCCUCUCUUUCUUUGGAUUGUUGGCCAAGUGGCAGAGAAGUGGAUCAUGGAUACAAAUUAUGCGUGGUUUCGACUCUUCGACAAUUGGAUCAAUCUAAUACCCAGCUUCUUGAUGGUUUCAUUGGAUAUUGUAACCAGAAGGAGACUGAUUAAGUUUAGAGGAGAAAAGCAAGUUGGACGAAAUGAGCGUUUAUUGAUCAUUCAGAUGCUGUGCAACUCGGUACUGACAUUGAUUCAGCAGAUAGUCUAUUGGUUUGGAGAGCUGAUUCUGAAUCUAUAUUUUGGUUAUAAAAUCAAGUAUUUAUUUCAUUAUGCAGUCUACUUGGAGUAUUAUAUUUUCUUCAAUUUGAUCACAAGAAAUCGAGCAUAUCUUGAUGCUUUGAAUUUGGUGACUCGAUUUUACAUGAAAGAUUUGGACAACGAGAUCGAGGUGACCGAGUAUCAU
Messenger RNA from Mesorhabditis belari, 1017 nucleotides. The record is from the annotation of a GenBank genome assembly. Lineage: Eukaryota; Metazoa; Nematoda; Chromadorea; Rhabditida; Rhabditidae.